AGCAGGAAGGGCUGGGCGCAGGGUUGCUGGGCGGAGAGGAGCCGGCGACUGCUGCAGCGGCCCGCACCAUGUCCGCGCGCAACCGGGGCACGGAGCUGGACCUUAGCUGGAUCUCCAAAGUGCAGGUGAAUCAACCCGCCGUUCUGAGGCGCGCAGAACAAAUCCAGGCUCGCAGAACCGUGAAGAAGGAGUGGCAGGCUGCUUGGCUCCUGAAAGCUGUUACCUUUAUAGAUCUUACUACACUUGCAGGCGAUGACACAUCUUCCAACGUUCAAAGGCUCUGUUAUAAAGCCAAGUAUCCAAUCCGGGAAGAUCUCCUAAAAACUUUAAACAUGCAUGAUAAAGGCCUCACGACCGCGGCCGUUUGUGUUUAUCCCGCGAGGGUGUGUGAUGCGGUUAAAGCGCUGAAGGCCGCAGGCUGUACCAUCCCCGUGGCUUCAGUGGCCACUGGCUUUCCAGCUGGACAGACUCGUUUAAAAACACGAUUAGAAGAGAUCAGAUUGGCUGUGGAAGAUGGAGCUAUGGAAAUCGAUGUGGUGAUUAAUAGGACAUUGGUGCUGACAGGCCAGUGGGAAGCCCUGUAUGAUGAGAUCCGUCAGUUUCGCAAGGCCUGUGGGGAGGCUCAUCUGAAAACCAUCUUAGCAACAGGAGAACUUGGAUCUCUUACUAAUGUCUAUAAAGCCAGUAUGAUAGCAAUGAUGGCAGGAUCAGAUUUUAUUAAGACCUCUACUGGAAAAGAAACAGUAAAUGCCACUUUCCCGGUAGCGAUAGUAAUGCUACGGGCCAUUAGAGAUUUCUUCUGGAAAACUGGAAACAAGGUAGGCUUUAAACCAGCAGGAGGCAUCCGCAAUGCCAAGGAUUCCCUUGCUUGGCUCUCUCUCGUGAAGGAAGAGCUGGGCGAUGAAUGGCUGACGCCAGAACUCUUUCGAAUAGGCGCCAGUACGCUGCUUUCGGACAUUGAGAGACAGAUUUACCAUCACGUGACUGGAAGAUAUGCGGCCUAUCAUGAUCUUCCCAUGUCUUAAAUCAGUGAGCAGUUCCAGGAGAGUUCUUUAUAGCAAUGUUUAAAAUGUGUUUUUCUAUGUAAUUGCGAAAAUUGUUUGAUUAAAAUGUGAGAGAAUGGAUAGGUAACUGACUUUUUUUCCCUUAAAACUUUCACUGAAUUUAAUUCAAAGAGUGAAAG
Messenger RNA from Lontra canadensis (Northern American river otter), 1183 nucleotides. It is a transcript of the gene DERA, whose product is annotated as deoxyribose-phosphate aldolase. Gene Ontology annotation, biological process: deoxyribonucleotide catabolic process; carbohydrate catabolic process. The record is from RefSeq and is a predicted model, not a curated record. Gene Ontology annotation, cellular component: cytoplasm. Gene Ontology annotation, molecular function: deoxyribose-phosphate aldolase activity. The transcript has 9 exons. Lineage: Eukaryota; Metazoa; Chordata; Mammalia; Carnivora; Mustelidae. The coding region runs from base 69 to 1025 and encodes 318 amino acids.